Molecule: messenger RNA, 342 nt
Organism: Bacidia gigantensis
Lineage: Eukaryota; Fungi; Ascomycota; Lecanoromycetes; Lecanorales; Ramalinaceae
Exons: 2
Coding region: 1-342 (113 amino acids)
Source: RefSeq, a predicted model, not a curated record
AUGGUGUGGGGUUAUGCGGUCAACGGUAUCAGCACGAAUUUGGCAAGGGACUUGGGCACCAGGAUCGUGGCUGCUAUAUUCUUUGGAGGGGAAAGCUUCACCUAUUUGAAUUAUUCGUGGAUCGCUAUUUUGGUCAACAUUCCGGCUACAGUCUUUGCUACGGGAUAUUAUGAGUUCCUGAUGCGAGACUCACUCUCGUCGAUUGGGAAGGGACAUGCUGUACACGAGGAUGGAGAGGAAGGGUUGCAGAGACACAUUAGCAAGGCUGGCGUGAUUGAAACUGGGGCUGCGAACGCGUUGAGGAGUAGGAAAGGUAAGAACUCGUCUGAUGAUACCAUUUGA